GUCGGGAAACAAUGCGCCUGCAUCUCGCGCUCCCGCGCCGAUCCCGGGAGCGUCCGGGUCGCCGUGCGCGAGCAAGGGAGGGAGCGCGCGUGUGGGAGGGCGCGCUCUUGGGUGCGGGCCGCGCGCUCGGUGGCGCGCAUGUGCGUGUGUGCGGGCUACCGGGCUGCCCCGAGCUGGCCGGGAGCCGGUCCGCUCCAGGUGGCGGGCGGCCGGAGCGAGGGAGCAGACAUGGACUUCGACUCGUACCAGCACUAUUUCUACGACUAUGACUGCGGGGAGGAUUUCUACCGCUCCACGGCGCCCAGCGAGGACAUCUGGAAGAAAUUCGAGCUGGUGCCGUCGCCCCCCACGUCGCCGCCCUGGGGCUUGGUUCCCGGCGCCGGGGACCUGGUCCCUGGAAUUGGUUCCCCGGAGCCGUGGCCCGGAGGGGGCGCUGGGGACGAGGUAGAAUCCCGGGGUCACUCGAAAGCUUGGGGCAGGAAUUACGCCUCCAUCAUCCGCCGUGACUGCAUGUGGAGCGGCUUCUCCGCCCGGGAACGGCUGGAGAGAGCGGUGAGCGACCGGCUCGCCGCUGGCGCGCCCCGGGGGAACCCGCCCAAGACGCCCGCCGCCCCGGACUGCGCUCCCAGCCUCGAAACCGGCAACCCGGCGCCCGCUGCCCCCUGUGUGCUGGGCGAGCCCAAGACCCAGGCCUGUUCGGGGUCCGAGAGCCCAAGUGACUCGGAGGGUGAAGAAAUAGACGUUGUAACAGUGGACAAGAGACAGUCCCUGGGCGUACGGAAGCCAGUCACUAUCACGGUACGAGCAGACCCUUUGGACCCCUGCAUGAAACACUUCCACAUCUCCAUCCAUCAGCAACAGCACAACUAUGCUGCCCGUUUUCCUCCAGAAAGCUGCUCCCAAGGAGGGGCUUCAGAGAGCGGUCCCCAAGAAGAGGCUCUGGAGAGAGAUGCUCCAGAGGAAAAGGAAGAUGAGGCAGAUGAAGAGAUUGUGAGCCCCCCACCUGUAGAAAGCGAGGCUCCCCAGUCCUGCCACCCCAAACCUGUCAGUUCUGACACCGAGGAUGUGACCAAGAGGAAGAACCACAACUUCCUGGAGCGCAAAAGGCGGAAUGACCUCCGUUCGAGGUUCUUGGCCCUGAGGGACCAGGUACCCACCCUGGCCAGCUGCUCCAAGGCCCCCAAAGUAGUGAUCUUGAGUAAGGCCUUGGAAUACUUGCAAGCCCUGGUGGGAGCGGAGAAGAGGAUGGCUACAGAGAAAAGGCAGCUCCGGUGCCGUCAGCAGCAACUGCAGAAAAGAAUUGCAUACCUCAGUGGCUACUAACUGACCAAAAAGCCUGACUGCUCUGUCUUAUAAAGACUCGAGUUUAUUUUUUAACCUUCCCUCUCCCCUUUAGUAAUUUGCACAUUUUGGUUACGGUGGGACAGUCUGGACAGUAGAUCCCAGAAUGCAUUGCAGCCGGUGCACACACAAUAAAGGCUUGCAUUCUUGGAAACCUUGAAACCCGGCUCUCCCUCUUCCCUGGCUCAUGGGAGCACUGUGUCUUCUCUGGCGCCUUUGCUUCCCAGGCAGUCAGCUGACUGAGGAGCCUUGGGGUCUGCCUAGCUCACUAGCUCCGAAGAAAAGCCUGACAGAUGCUAUGCAACAGGUGGUGAACAUUGUCGGGGGGCUCCAGCCUGCAUGAAAUCUCACACUCUGGAUGAGCUCUAGGCUGGGAAAGGAUGCUCCCGCUGGUGUCUCUGGGGUGAUGCUAGGACAUCUGGGCCUGGACGCUCUCCCUGAGGCUCCUUUUUCCAGGAGACACAUGAGCUGUCUCGGGUGAAGACAAGCUCACAGACUCGAUCAACAUGGACCAUUACCUCACUGUCAGACACUUUACAGUAGCUGAGUUGGAAACCUUUAAUAUAUAUCUUAUGAUGUUAGAUGACACCCCUCCUCCCACUCACAAUGCUGCGACCUUGAGAACAUUUAAAGAGCUUGGCCUCUCGAUUUUGUCUCAAAGCCCUCUGGGCCCUUUCCUCUAAAGGAGAGACCAUUCUGUCCUCACAAGGGGCUUUUUUGUUCCCUUCUGCCUUUGUUAUACAAUGGGCCCUACAGCACCUCUUUCCCACAGGUCAGAAAUAUUUCCCCAAAACACAUGGAAAUGGGUCCUAGCCUGCAGCCUGAGGAAGCCUCGGAGUCCUGGCUGUGAACUUGUCCCCUGCCAGGUGUUUUCCAUCCCGGAAUCUUUUCUCAAGGCUGAUGUCAGGCACCUGGGGAGGGAGACCUGUACCACUUCCUCUUUCCCACCUCAUCUCAGUCCCUGACUGAUAAGGUUGAAGUUCUACCAGAACUGUGCAAACCUGUCCUCAUGCAACUCCAAGGAGCUUGCUGGCUCUGCAGCCACCUUUGGGCCCCCUGCCAGCCUGACAUGAGUCAGAUCCCUUUCCAGAAUCUGGGCCUUACUGAAGUUCUUACUGAGAGAGCUGCUGGGACUCACCUAGUGCUCCGGAAGGUGGACUAGCUUUCUGGUGGGUUUUAGACAAGCUUUCGGUAGCUCUGCUCAGCAGACCAUGUUGGAUUUUGCCCCAGCUGGACUCAGCACCUCCAAGUGGAUUCCAGGUGCAGCCUCCAGUCUUGGAAAGGCACCCAACCCAACAGGUGUCAUGUGAGCAACCUCAGGGCAACCUAAGCCUGGCCUGGAAGAAGAACUGGCCCCUUCAGAACUCUGUCCAGGGCAGCAGGUGCCUGCUGGCUGUGGGUUUGAAAGGCGGGGAGGGGAGGAUGGUUGAGCAGUAUUCGUGGCUCUGGAAAGCCAGCUGCUACUUCCAAACCUAUUAUGCACGAUAGUCUGUUUCUGAGGUUGCUUCCUGGCCUCAGAGAACUCCAGUGAAGUUUGGGAAAAGUUGUUCUACCUUCUGCAGCAUGGUUUUCAGGAGCCAAAUGACUUCUGGAACUGUCUUUGGAAAAUAAGGUGGAUGACGGUUACUGGUGUCUCACCUGAAUAGCUUGUGUUUUAUAAGCUGCUGUUGGGUAUUAUGCUGGGAGCAGUCUUUUUUCUUUUUAAUACUGUAUUUUUGUAUGCCUUUUGCAAAGUGGUGUUGUUUUUGUACGAGAAAAAAACUCUUGGGCAAGUCUCCUGUUGCAAGAGUCUGAUUUAUUUUGAAAGGCAAGUUUACCUGAAAUUUUGUAUUUCAUUGUGAUUAUCGAUUGCCUGAUUUUAAAAUGUUGCCUUCUGGGACAUCUUCUAAUAAAAGAUUUCUCAAAUAUGUCAGAGUGGGGGCAGCUUAUGCCAACCGAACCCCCUUGAACCAAGGAAAACUAUUUCGGAGUAGCCGCAAGUGAUCCAGAGGGUUGCAUUUCUCUAACCAUGUUGCUAACCUGGUCAUUCCACUUUGGGUUCCUGGAAUGCCAUUUCAGACAUGUCUGAACAAUGUAGGCUCAGUACUUGGUGAACACAAAAUUCUCUUGUGAAUUGCAAAGAGUGCUGAAUUUGUACUUUAGAAGCUGGAAAUCCCGGUUCCACCACUUACUUAUUCUGUGCCUUUUCGCUUUACCUUUCUGAGCCCUGGUGUCCUUAUCUGUAAAAUGGGGAUAAAUGCUACUUCACAGGGGUUUGGCAGGUAUUAAAUGAAGUAAUAGACUUUAAACUGCUUUCUAAACUAUAAAGCCUUAUAUUCUCCAGGGUGAUACUGUGCUUACUGUAGAGGUAUGAUGACUCUUUGCAGGAUGUCUUUUUAAAAAUCCUCAGAGAAUUUGUGAUGUAAUGUGAUUUUUUUUCUUCCUCAAUUAAGCGGAGAAAAUCAAGUUUCCUUUUCUCUCCCAUAGUUCUCAUAAACUUGCCGUAGAUGCAAAAGGGGAGAAUUUAAUGAUAGCUGUUCCUGAUGGAGCACUGCCUAUGUCUAAGUACUUUGCUCACUGCUGCAUAUAACGCCACACCAAACAUGGGCUGGGGCUGCAGAAGAGGAAACUGAGGUUCUAAGAGGGAAACAAAACUGCCCGAAGUCACAUGGCUAGUAAGUAAAUAAGUUGGGAUUUGAAACCAGCUUUGCCAGAGGUCUUAUCCACUUUAUAGUAAUGAUCAGCUGGUUUUGUUAGCAUGGGGUAUGUGGAGGAGGACAACAUGGAACUCCAUCACCUAACUGCUUGCUGGAACCAUCUCUCCUUGGAGCCACUGCCCCUACCACUUACUGGGAGGAAGAGGAGCGAAUGUUCCAUGACCAGCUACUCUCCUGCAUUUGUGGGCUGGGUGGGUUAGUCUUGCCCCAAAGAGGCCCUUUCUGGGACUGUGAAAGGAAAAUGGUUGCUGUUCAGAAAGGCCAGGAGCAUCGUGGUGGGAGAAGGCCACUUGGCCUCAGCUAAUCCUGCCUUAGAGCUGAGACCUGGGUCAGUGUUGCCUGCCUGCACUGCUAUGGAGCUUGAGAUGAGUCCAAAGGCGACUAUAAAUUCCUCAUAUUUAUAAAGUGACCCUCAUCACAACCUGGUAAGUAAGCAAAAUCUGCCAUAUGGUACUGGAGCCCAGAGAAGUUUCUUGCUCAAGGUUGCAUAAUAAAAUCAGUAUUCCAAA
Messenger RNA from Equus caballus (horse), 4546 nucleotides. RefSeq names its product MYCL proto-oncogene, bHLH transcription factor (gene MYCL). Gene Ontology annotation, molecular function: DNA-binding transcription factor activity, RNA polymerase II-specific; RNA polymerase II cis-regulatory region sequence-specific DNA binding; protein dimerization activity. NCBI's taxonomy places the organism in Eukaryota, Metazoa, Chordata, Mammalia, Perissodactyla, Equidae. Gene Ontology annotation, biological process: regulation of transcription by RNA polymerase II. The record is from RefSeq and is a predicted model, not a curated record.